GUGCAGCGCCCGUCCGAGCGCUUUUUUGGCGGAGGCGGGGAGGCGAGGCGAGCUCCUCGUCGUUCUUCCCCUGAAGCAUUAUGUAACGCGACCGAGAACAGGAGAAGCUCCAGCUCUGCUCCACCCGUUCUGGCCGCGCCAUGAGCCAAGAGGAGCCGCGUCCCGCGCAGGGGAACCUCAACGAGCUGCCCGACGACUCGCCCCUAGUGAGAGACGCCGUGGCCGCGCUGAGGCGGAGAGCCCAGGCGGAGAGCCAACAGCCCGCGCAGCUGGACCUUUCCCACGCCCACCUGGUCCGCUUCUUGCGCGCGCGGGACUUCGACGACGACCUGGCGUGGAAGCUUUUUAAAAACUAUCACAAGUGGAGAGCUGAAUGCCCCGAAAUAAGUGCAGAUCUACGGCCUUACUCUGUUCUCAGCCUCUUGCAUGCUGGUUACCAUGGAGUUUUGAAAGAGAGGGACCCAACUGGCAGUAAAGUUAUCGUUUAUAGAAUUGCACGAUGGGACCCAAAAACAUUUACAGCAUUUGAUGUGUUUCGUGUAAGUCUCAUUACAUCAGAGCUUAUUGUAAGGGAAAUAGACACACAGCGGAAUGGAGUCAAGGUUAUCUUUGAUCUCCAAGGAUGGAGAAUUGCCCAUGCAUUUCAGAUCUCUCCAACAGUGGCCAAGAGAGUAGCUGCUGUGCUCACAGAUUCCUUUCCACUAAAAGUUCGUGGUAUCCACUUGAUCAAUGAGCCUUUGUUUUUUCGCCCUGUCUUUACUCUAAUUAAGCCCUUCCUCUCUGAAAAAAUCAAGGCACGGAUCCACAUGCAUGGGGAUAGCUAUGCACAGAGUCUUCAACAACACUUUCCAGCCAACAUUCUACCAGAAGAAUAUUGCGGUGAGGCAGUCUCCAUGGAAGAACUUUCCAAGGAAUGGACUGAAUACAUAAUGGAAUCUGCAAGUUAUUUACGAAGUAUUUCUCUGCUUGUAUAAUACAUUAACAAGUAGCAAUUCUUUUCUGGGAGGACCAUAAUUAUUUUAUUAUUAAACAAGAAGAGAUAGUGAUGAAGCUAAUUCCUUGAUUCAAAGGCCAAGGUAGUUUCCAAUUGAUUUUAAUGCAGGUUAGCCCAGCCUCUGCAAAUAACAGCUAAGCAAACAACUACAUGCAUAG
This is a messenger RNA of Elgaria multicarinata webbii, 1152 nucleotides long. RefSeq names its product alpha tocopherol transfer protein (gene TTPA). The transcript is spliced from 5 exons. NCBI's taxonomy places the organism in Eukaryota, Metazoa, Chordata, Lepidosauria, Squamata, Anguidae. Bases 141 to 974 code for a protein of 277 amino acids. The record is from RefSeq and is a predicted model, not a curated record. Gene Ontology annotation, biological process: vitamin transport; vitamin E metabolic process. Gene Ontology annotation, molecular function: vitamin E binding; lipid transfer activity; phosphatidylinositol bisphosphate binding. Gene Ontology annotation, cellular component: late endosome; membrane.